GCUAAGAAAUGGUGGGAAACAUCAGGACCGAAGGAUGAUUCCUCUCUUACUUGGGAAGAUUUUAAAGCCAUAUUGUUCGAGAAUUAUUUUCCUACUGCACUGAGAGCAGAAAAGGAGGCUGAGUUUCAUGCAUUCCGUCAGGGUGAUUUAGAUGAGGAUGAAUUUAUUGAACAAUUCUCAGAAUUAUCUAAAUACUCUACUUACCUCCAGAAACAUGAAGACACGGAGUGGAUGGCUGAACGAUUACUAGAGAAGGCGAGGCCUGAUCUAAGGGAACAGUUAGCCCCUUUUGAGAUCAAGACAUUCAGUGAGAUGUGCAAUAAGCUUCGAAUAGUUUCUCGGAGGAAGAGAGAGGCUAGAUUAGAAGCUGAUAGAGAGAGGAGGAAAGAACCUCAUGGGAAGCCCCCUAUCCACACCCGACCCAUUGGUGGAGUAGAGAAGAGGAGCAGUCAAAUCUUUGGAGGUUUUAGAAAUCAGAAGAAGAAGGGCUACUAUCAUAAGGGCCAGAGCUACAGAGGGAAUCAGAGUGGAAGUCAAGGGUCCUAUAGGAGCCCAGCUACCUUUAAUCCUACUCCUAGUGCUGCUAGUAAUCAAGCAUGCAGUAAGUGUGGGAAGUUUCAUUCUGGUGAUUGUUGGGUUUGUUACAUCUGUCAGAAGCCUGGUCAUAUUGCUAGAUUCUGCUAUCAAAACCAAAAUAGGGGUAAUGAUCAGAGACCUACAGUACCAGCACGAGUGUAUGCCCUCUCUGGGCCAGAGGCUGCUAACAACCCUAAUGCUAUCCGAGGAGAAGAGCCACGAGUGACAC
Messenger RNA from Prosopis cineraria, 805 nucleotides. RefSeq lists its product as uncharacterized. NCBI's taxonomy places the organism in Eukaryota, Viridiplantae, Streptophyta, Magnoliopsida, Fabales, Fabaceae. The transcript has 2 exons. The record is from RefSeq and is a predicted model, not a curated record. Gene Ontology annotation, molecular function: nucleic acid binding; zinc ion binding. The annotation marks the transcript as partial.